This is a messenger RNA of Lodderomyces pseudojiufengensis, 2220 nucleotides long. RefSeq lists its product as uncharacterized. NCBI's taxonomy places the organism in Eukaryota, Fungi, Ascomycota, Pichiomycetes, Serinales, Debaryomycetaceae. The coding region runs from base 1 to 2220 and encodes 739 amino acids. The transcript has a single exon. The record is from RefSeq and is a predicted model, not a curated record.
AUGUUAAUUAUACUAUACAUACUUACCCUAGUUUCAUCAUAUUAUUUCCCACCAACAGAUUUAUCAAAUGGAGAUGAUGAAAUAAUUCGUAAAUCAAUUCAAGAAUUACAUGAUAUAGAUUCAGCAUCAGAUUUAAAUGAAUGUUUAACUUGUAAAACAAGAUUACAAGUUGGUAAAUUUUUAUCUUUAACAAGACCAGAUUUAGUACCUCAAAUAUUUGUUACUUGGUGUAUUGAAAGUGGUUAUGAUCAAACUCAAUGUGAAAUGAAUUAUGGUUAUGGAAGUAAUGACGUGAGUUCAACAGGUAAUGAUUUUACAAAAGUUGUUGGAUUAAUGAAUCCUUCUGGAUUAGAUGGUGAUUAUUUUUGUUAUUAUCAUGAUUCAAAUUGUCAUAUAUUACCAGAAACUCCAGAAAUUGAUAUGAAUAAAAUGUGGCCCAAAAAGCCAAAAAAUUAUUUACCACCUGAUAAUAGUGGAGAAAAUUUUCAUGUUUUACAUAUAAGUGAUAUUAAUUUACAAUUAGAUUAUGAAAUUUUUUCAGAAUCAAAUUGUAGUCAAAGUUUAUGUUGUUCAAAAAAUUCUAAAAAUCUUAUUGCAAAACCACCGGUGAUUAAUGAAAAUAUGUUUGAUGGAUAUUAUGAUUCAAGUUAUAAAAAAAAUCAUUUUGAAAAAGGUAAAUAUUUAGAUUUAACUAAAAAAAUUCAAACUCCUGUUUGGUCACCUGCAAAACAAUUUGGUGAAUAUUCAUGUGAUACACCAACAUUAUUAUUAAAUUCAACAAUGCAAUGUAUUCGAGAUUUACAUCAAAAUCAUUUAAGUUUUGAAUUUGCUAUAUUUACAGGUGGUACAGUUGAUAAUAGUGAUAGAUCAUAUAUGAAUAAAAAUAAAAAUAUCAAAAGUCAAGAAAUAAGUUAUAAAAUUUUAAAACAUUACCUUGAUGAUGUUGAUGUUAUACCAACAUUUGGUACAAAAGACAUAUUUCCAAUUAAUCAAUUACCACAGCGUAAUUUAACUGGUGGAUCAAAUGAUUAUCAAUGGCAAUUUGAUUUAGUAGCAGAUUUAUGGUCAGAAUUAGGUUGGAUAGAUCAUCAAACUGCAAAACAAAUAAGAUAUUCAAGAACUGGUUUUACAAUAGAAACAAAAUUGGGAUUAAAAAUUAUUUCAUUAAAUUCAAAUGUUUGGAAUUCAAAAAAUCUUUAUAAUUUUUGGAAUGUACUUAAUGUUGAUUCUUUUGGAAUUUGGAAAUUUUUAAUAAAUGAAUUAAUAGAUUCUGAAAGAAAUCAUCAAAGAUGUUGGAUUAUUGCUCAUUUACCUCCAAAUCAUCAAUCAUUAUCAUUACCAACAAAAGUAUUUUUAAAAAUUAUUGAAAGAUUUUCUCCAAAAGUUAUUGCUGCUAUUUUUUUCGGUUAUAUACAUGAUGAUUCUUUCAUUAUUCAAUAUGGUAGUGAUGGUAAAGAUUUAAAAAAUUUAAAAAAUGCAAUAAAUCAUGCAUUAAUUGGUCCUUCAAUAAGUCCUUAUAAUGGUUAUAAUCCAGCUUGGAGAUAUUAUUCAGUUGAUAAACAAAGUUUUUCAAUAACUAACUCUUUUACUUAUUAUACAAAAUUAAUAGAUUGUUCUUAUAAUGAUGGAGCAGAACCAAAUUGGGAUUUUGGUUAUAGUGCAAGAGAUGUAUAUGAUCCAGAACAAUCAUGGCCAUCAGAUUUAGGUUUAACAACAGAAUUUUGGCAUCAUGUUGGAGAAAGAAUAAAUAAUAAUCCAGAAUUAAAUUUAUUAUAUCAAAGAUUAGAAAAUAGAUGGUCACCAUUUAGUUCAAUAAAUAAUGAUUCUUAUUGUAAAAUUACAAGUUUUUCAAUUGAUUCAAGAAAACAAUGUAUGAUUACUGAAGAUCAAGAUGAUUAUGUUGAACCAAUUAUACCAAAUGAUUAUAUAUCUUUAAUUCAUGUAAAAGAUAAAUCUGUUGAAUAUAUUGAGAAGCAAGAAGAGAAAUCUAAAGAUUGUGGUGAUGAUGAUAAUGGUGAAGAAAUUAAAAAGACAUCAAUUGAUGAAACUCCUCCACCAAUAGAUGAUGAAAUUUCAAGAAAUCAUUUAGAUUGGGAUUUAAAAAAUAUUCAAGAUUCAAAUAAUGAUUCAUCAUCAUCAAUUGUUGUUCCAUUACCAAAAAAGCAAAAAGGUAAAUCAAUAAAUUUAAAUCGUAAAAUUAAUUUUGUAAAAUUUGAUUAA